GCUGACGCCGCGAAACCCCGAGAAAAACGCCGCCGGCUCGGGGGGGCUAACGGUUUGUAGCAUCGGUAGUGGUCGUUGUCUUUCAAAUCGGGGGGAUCUGGGGGUUGGUGAUUUUUUUUUUUACAAGCCGAGGGGGUCGGACAGUAAACAGCAAAGAAGCGGCACAAAGCGGGGGUGAGCCACCAGCUACCGGCAUGGCCAGGGACUACGAUUACCUCUUCAAGCUGCUCAUCAUCGGUGACAGCGGAGUGGGGAAGAGCAGUCUCCUCCUGCGAUUUGCAGACAACACGUUUUCAGGUAGCUAUAUCACCACGAUCGGCGUGGACUUUAAGAUCCGGACAGUGGAGAUCAACGGGGAGAAGGUGAAGCUACAGAUCUGGGAUACAGCAGGGCAGGAGCGCUUCCGCACCAUCACCUCCACAUACUACAGGGGAACGCAUGGGGUCAUAGUGGUAUACGACGUCACGAGCGCCGAGUCCUUCGUCAACGUCAAACGAUGGCUACAUGAAAUCAACCAGAACUGUGACGACGUGUGCCGAAUAUUAGUGGGAAACAAAAACGACGACCCCAACUCCAAGGUGGUCGAGACGACUGACGCGCAGAAGUUUGCCGAGCAGAUGGGAAUCAACCUGUUUGAGACGAGUGCAAAAGAGAACAUCAAUGUUGAAGAGAUGUUCAACUGCAUCACAGAGCUAGUGCUAAGAGCCAAGAAGGAGGUGCUCGCCAAGCAGCAGCAGCAGCAACAGAACGACGUGGUCAAACUCACCCGGAACAGUAAACGAAAGAAAAAGUGCUGCUAGCAAACUCGAAGCCAUCCGCGACAGGCCGGCUGCGUCUUUUCUUCACACAUGCAUACACACAAGAUGGGACUCAGAGCAUCUAAAUUAAAGAGCAGAUAAAGAUUUAAUAAAUAUACAAUGAAAGAUUUAAAGAAAAAAAAAUAAGUGGAAAAAAAAGUCCCCUUUGGACAAACUAAUCAUGAAGACUUAAAAAAAAUGUACAGAUUUUAUUAGACAUCAGAUCAAGUUUUAUUUGGAAUUCAGCAGAUGGGCACUAUUGACCUGAGGUCCUCCUUUCUUAAAGGAUCUGCAAGCUGACAACUGACCGCCAUAAUGCUCCGAUUUAUAUCCACAUAAUCCCCGUUUUCUCCCAUCAGAAUCUCAUCUCUCCUUCUCAUUCCACUGCACACAGGACAUUCAGAGUCGAGUUGGACUCUGCGCCUGAGGAGAAGGAGGGCUCGCCCUUUUCUGGAGUCAUUUGUUUCUUUCUAGUUGUAUUUGUUAUUUUGGGGGGUGGGAGGGGGGGUUGUUGUUGGGAGUGUUUUUUUUUUUUUUUAAAGGCGUCUGAGUUACAGUGGAGACCAUCACCAUCUCUCUACAGUUUCAGCGUUUCAGACACCUGUGUUACCACGGCGCACGCCAACAGAUCAUGAACUGCUAGAUUUUGUUUUAUUUGACUUGAUGGGGGGGGGGGAAUCACACGGAUGAUGAUGAUGAUGAUGAUGAUGAUUGGUAGACGACCUUAGCAACUAAUCCGAUGGACAGAACUGGUGACUUCAUGUUUUGUUUUUCUUUGUCUAUAUUUUGCCAAGCUUCCCACCCCCUCCCCUCUAACCUCCAGUAGUGCUGAGCCAACGAUGAUUGAUUUUAUGUUUUUCUUUUUUUUGCCUCUUUUUUGUUUUUUUGUUUUUUUUAAGUGCAGCAGAGCAGUUGAACCACUCCUGGAGCUCUGGGAUGUCAGGCUCUGAAAGCACCGUUUACUGCAGUCUUACUACGCUUUCAGAGUUUGCUUUUAAACCUUUUCCUCCAUCUUUUUUUUUUUUAAACGAUGAUACUGCCAAUAUUAUAGAAAAAGAGAUGUUAAGAGCUCAGUGGCGCCUCUCAUUGGACUGUUGCCAUAGUGGCCCCUGGUUGACCAAGAGGCAGUGUGAAUCAGGGUCUGAGAGGACCCUGUUGAGUCCUUAGGAAGCGCUCAGGACUGCUCUCCAUCCCGCUCCUUAUUUUCCUCUGUAUAUCUGCAGCCACUGGCCUUCUCUCCCCUCCCCGGCGCCCACAUAUCAGCACCUCUCACAGCGGUGGACUUGCUUCCUGCGUUUGGUCCAUCGAGGGGGCUCUCACUUUGGAAACUGGCUUCUUGUAGUCGUUGCGGUGACGGCCAAUCCAUAGCAGACUGUGGUUUCUGCCCUUGUUUUUGAGCAUGUAACACUUAGUUUGAAGGGGUGUGUCUGACAUGCAUUCAGACUGUCAAGGGUUUACUGUAUUUUCUCAGCUUGCAGAAUAUUCUUAACAGUUGACUAAUGUUCAAAUCUGAAGUCAUGUUUUUCUCUGCUCUUCUCCGUCAUGACCCCCCCGCUACCUGUUCAGCUGAAGUGUUACCACACAGUGUUGUUGGCGUCCAUGAUGAGAGUGUGGCAGACAGUGGGACUGUUAAUGUGAGAACAAAUGGGGAUGGACUGCAGCACUGGAUCCCAGUGUGUUCAGGCCUGAGCUCCUCUCCCUCUCCACGUCCAGGGUUUGUCGCAGAGGCUGUAGCAUCGUGCUGCGUCUAUUACUGACAUUUUUUUUUCUUUAUUUCGAAUUGGGAGAGUAAUAAAUGGAGGGAGCUGUAGGUGUCGGUUAAGCUUCUGUCAGAAACAUGUAGUUUUCAUCCUCUGGGCAGACUCUGGCAGGCGGUUUGGGAUCCUGAUACACAUUGAGAGGUCAAUGUGACUUCCAGGGCCAAGCAAUGGUAUCAAAUCUCACACUUUAUGAUUUCUAUUCAGUAUGUGUAUGUAUAUAUAAAUAUAUUUGUGUGUUUAUAUUCAAUAUAGAACAUACACACAUAAUUAGCACACCAAACUGUGCAUGUGUCUAACAUGCCCCGUGUGCUAUGGUUGAAACACACUCGUCAGCUGUGGUUUGCUGUACACUGGAGAAAAAGAGAUGUACUAUUCAUUUUUCCCUACAUGAAUUUAAUCAGUAAUAAACGUUUUAAAGGAAUAAAUAUUUGACACAUAAUGACUGAUCUCAUUUGUCAGUGUUUAACUUCAUUUGAAACCUGUCUUUUUUUUUCUUUUUUUUUUUUUGCUUUCUGUGAAUAAAAUUGUAUGGGAGGACGUGUGAA
Chelmon rostratus (copperband butterflyfish) is the source of this 3102-nucleotide messenger RNA. RefSeq names its product RAB35, member RAS oncogene family b (gene rab35b). Gene Ontology annotation, cellular component: plasma membrane; endosome membrane. The transcript is spliced from 6 exons. The record is from RefSeq and is a predicted model, not a curated record. Gene Ontology annotation, molecular function: GTPase activity; GTP binding. Gene Ontology annotation, biological process: endocytic recycling. Lineage: Eukaryota; Metazoa; Chordata; Actinopteri; Chaetodontiformes; Chaetodontidae. Bases 195 to 800 code for a protein of 201 amino acids.